Molecule: messenger RNA, 8126 nt
Organism: Frankliniella occidentalis (western flower thrips)
Lineage: Eukaryota; Metazoa; Arthropoda; Insecta; Thysanoptera; Thripidae
Product: protein tramtrack, beta isoform
Exons: 5
Coding region: 154-1587 (477 amino acids)
Biological process (GO): regulation of transcription by RNA polymerase II
Cellular component (GO): nucleus
Molecular function (GO): protein binding
Source: RefSeq, a predicted model, not a curated record
AGGGCAGGGCUGUUGGGCUGGCUGACACACAUCGCUGCCGCUGCCGCCAGGCGAGCCCAGCCCCCAGCCGAGCAGCGCUCCGCUGCGUUCUGUCAUGUUGGCAAGAGAUGGUUUCACCUAGGCGUGCGUGUUUACGGUUGAGGCAGGCUGCAUAUGUCCCAGCAAAUAUCUCGACAAUGUCUUGAAACCUUCAAGUUCAUGUGUUUGUGUGGUGCCGUCUCUGUGUUAUUGUGGAUAUUAUGCGCUCAAGGUUUUCAAGUUAACAAAAUGGAUCAAGAAUUCUGCCUACGUUGGAACAAUCACCCGACAAAUCUGACAGAUGUGCUUAGUGACCUACUCCAAAGGGAAGCUUUAGUGGAUGUGACAUUAGCUUGUGAUGGAAAGACAUUCAAAGCACAUCAGACAAUAUUGUCUGCAUGUAGUCCCUAUUUUGAAAACAUAUUCCUCCAAAAUAAAGUGCCACAUCCAAUUAUUUUCUUACGCGAUGUUGACUACAGAGAAAUGAAAGCCUUAUUACAUUUUAUGUAUAAAGGUGAAGUGAAUGUUAGUCAGAAUUUGUUGCCAAUGUUUCUUAAGACUGCAGAAGCACUUCAAGUGCGAGGACUCACAGACAGUUACAAUGCAAGAAGGCCAGAAGAAUCAACAUCAAGAGGGACGAAUUCAAGAGGUAGUACACCUGUCAGAAGUAUGGAGGUUCGAAAUGAUACACCUCCCCCCGAGAAGAGAAAGCGCAAGUCAUCAUCAAGUGGAGACAUCUCAAUCUCAGGAGCAGGUCCAAGUGAAAGAUUUCACUCCAAUGCUCAGCCCUCAUCUCAGAUGAGCUUCAAGACUAGUCCAAGCCUUUUAUCUAAUACUCCUGCCUUAAAUCCAGUGCUACCAAGUCCAACAGAUGUAGAAGAUGUGUUAGAUGCUUCCCCUCCACCUCAACAAACUGCACCUAUUAAACAAGAGAUGGAUGACUUCCAUGGAAUGCCUCCGGUGGUGAGUGGGGGGCCAUUGUUCAACGCAGAUGACCUCAGCAAUAUGUCACAACAUGGCGGAUUAGAUGCCAGUGAUGCAGAACCAGGAGGAGGAUCAGCAGCUGACAGCUUGGACGCGCUUGAUGGGUCUAAAGUGUGGCACAUGCGGCUGACCUUUGAGCGGAUCCAGGGAGUGGCCAACAACUUGCACCGCUGCCGACUGUGCGGCAAGGUGGUGACCCACGUCCGAAACCACUACCACGUGCACUUCCCCGGCCGCUUCGAGUGUCCCCUGUGCCACGCGACCUACACGCGCAGCGACAACCUGCGCACGCACUGCCGCUUCAAGCACCCGCUCUUCAACCCCGACCUCAACAAGUUCCUCGCGCGCCCGCCCACCGGGUCCCUGCCGUCUCCGUCCCCCUCGCCGGGUCAGUCCGCGGGAGCGCAGGACCUCGCGACGACGUCGAGGGGCGGAGGCGGGGGUGGUUCUGGGGGCGGCGGGGGCGGUGGGGGAGGGAGCGGCCGGUCCAGCAGCAGCCUGCGCGACUUGGAGCUCAAGCACUUCGGGGACAUGAUGGGGGAGCGCGACAGGGAUGGAGAGGACGCCAGCGACAAGUCCUCCUGAAGAUUAGCCGGAGCGGGAGCAGGCGACCAGGACUUGGGCCUGGGCUUCUACUCCCGCUCUGUGUAUGAAGCUUUCGGGUCAAUGCCCGGCUUCAGCGGCCUGCUCAACCCCUGGCGCGCCUGGUGGGACCCGAACCAGCCCUACAGGCACCUGGACUUCCACUCUGCGUCGGCCACUCAUCCUGGUCCUGGUGGCCCUCCAUAAUGAUGUGAUGGUGUGACUCUUGCUACGAUGGGUGCUCAAGUACCUCGGAGGGGUUGCCACAAAACUGGAAGGCAUUUCUCUUCUCAUUAUUUGUAUCCUGUACCAAGCGAGUUUUAAUCCUCCUUAUUUAGUUUGGAAAGGAACAUUUUGAUAGAUGAAGUGCCUACUGAGGUCUGUUGCAACACCUAUGAUGGUAAUUACCUCAUUUCUAGAUUAAAUCUUAUGUGGGAAAUGAGACUCAUCCAUGUUCUUCUAGUUCUGUAUCUCAUGUUAUUGUCUGCACAAGUCCAACAGCAUUUAGUGGUGGCUUGCGUGAACUCAAUGAGAUUUUGUUGUGUUGGAUGUACAUCUGAUGUGAUAGUUUCUAACAUGUCAAAAACAAGGGUGGGAAUUGACAAAAGGGCUUAACAAUUUCAGCGUUAAUCAGGUGGUUACAAAUUAUGUAUCCAUGACAUGCCCAUUGUUUUAUAUGCCUAACAACUAUGCAUAAAACUGUUCAAGCAUGGGUUAUUUUAAGGAAACAAACUGAUCAAGGAACGUCCAAGUACUUUAAAUAUUCAAAUUCAGGAUCAAAUUCAAUUUUUACUUAUCUAUGAAUUUGAAAUGCCCCUCUUCUUGUUAAUCCCUUAACCAACUUUUUCUAGUCUGAAGAAAAGAAUUAACAUAUUAUGUAAAGAAUCUAUAUUUGUUACAUAGUUUUCUCAAUUUUUCUUUUCAUUUUAACAGCCUUCUGGCUCCUUAGUUUUUCUUCUAUCCCUGUACCACGUACAAUUCUAUUGUGCGUACAUACAUCGUACUUUAUUCAUUGGUGCAUGGCACCUUUAUGUGCUCAGUAUGACAAGCGCAACACUUAAACAAAUCUCAAAUUUUACUUGACAUUGUGAGUCAAAUUUGGUUUUAGAGUGAGCGAUGGUCGUUCCAAUUGAAAUAAACAAUUUUUAUAUAGAUGAAUAUGGAUAUAUUAUAUAAACACACAAUAUAUAUAUAAAGUUAUAUUUUUAUUUUCGUUAUUUCCAUUGAACAUGUUUGUUGAUUUGUGCUCUUCUUAUCUUGCUAUACAAUAAGAUGUUGUGUAUGAUUGUUAAUCUGUAUGUUGAAAUGUAUGCUGUGAUUCAUUUAUAUGUGUAUAGACCUAAAUGUCUUGCAAAUUAAUCAAAUUGUGUACCUUUUUCUAUUAAACUCUUGUGCUAUGUGCACUCAAGUCUAAGUGUGUACUUAUCUAUAAUGUGGUUUUGUUAGUUAAAGCUUAAAGUGAAUUUAACUACCAUUAUACAAUACUCAUUUCUGGCCAAAUCUUGAUAUUUAAAUGUCUUAUAUCUAUUGAGAAAGAUGAUACUGUCUGUGCACAGCUCAAGUUAAGGCUCUGUAAAUAUGCAUUUGGAUUGUGUGUGUUUUGAUAACACAUGCAAUAAGUUUGCUAGUUCCAUAUUGAAUCUUGUGAACAAGAGCUCAAAUGAUGCAAGUUUCUGUUGGUUAGCUAGUGAGACCAUCCCAUUUUUGUGACUUUGUCAUAGUUGGAUAGGUUUGUGUUUGUAGUCUAAGCCAUGCCAAUGACCAAAGUUCUUGCCUUAGUCCAGAAAAGUUCUGUGCAAUGAUUCUGUUAAAUUGGCACUGGACAAGGAUGUAGUGUGUGAGAGGAUGAGUUGUGGGAGGGAAUAGAAAUGGGGUGCUGUGGGCCUCAUUGGAUAGUGUGAAUAACGUACAAGUUUCUUUCAGCUUUGUUAAAUUCAGAGACUGGACUCUUGUGCUGUUUCCUUGUGAUAAAGGUGCUGUUAGAAGCUCUGUACUUAAAGUAGAUCCUUUGCCAGUAGCUGUUGCAAAUCUCAGAAGUGUUAUGAUUUUGGUACUUUUAGUCCUUUGUGCUCAGUAUCACAUAAUGCAGUCAGCUCCUCAGUCAAUAAUGUGUUUUGUAGUCGGCUUGUGUGAGUUUGCUUGCACAUAUAAUUGUGUAGAUUGGGUCUCUGUGUUUUGAUUGGCUGUGACAGUGCACAGAAUGGAAAAUGCUUUUUCUUAAAUAAGUGAGCAACCAUUUCAACGAAUUCAAUUUUUAAAUGGCUAGUGAGGAGUUUGUAGGCAUUGUCAACUUUAACGACACUCAUUUAAGUCCCUCUGUGACAUUGAUAUUGGAUCUUUAUCAUCAAGUAUAAUCUCGUUCAUCAGCAUUUUCUGUGUGUUUACCUACUUAUGCUGCAGUAGUGCUGAUCUGAAGUUUGAAACAGGAAAAAAUGGAAAACAGAUCUCUCAACUGAAUUUAAUGGCAGGCUGUUUUUCAUGUAGUUUGCUUUUUUUAACGUUAAUGCAAGGUUGUGGUUCUGUUGUAAUUUGUUAUGCAGCAUUAGACACACCCAGCAUUGUGUAGAAAAAUAUGGUUGCGCUUCAGAUAUUGACAUUUUUGUAGACAUUAACUUGCAUGAUCCAAAUUCUCCCUGGUAAUUAGUGUGCCUUGAUGCACUUAAGAUUAAGAAACAAUUGUACUGUCAAGUUGGUCACAAUAAUGAAUCUCUUCAUGGACUGUUGAUGGAUUAGGUCAUGACACAUGACUGUAGGUUGGCUUACAUCUUAAUUUUUAAUUUUUAUUUGUGUUGCCACCAUUUUUUUAUGUAUUAUCUAUUGGCCUGAAAUUUUAAAGGGACUGAUGCAAAAAUCAUAAUCAGGUAUUCAGUGGAGAAUUUUGAUCAAAUAUAUUAGGCUCAAUUGUACACUGGGCUUUAUGCUUCUUUUAUCAGCUGGUUGAGGUUGAACGCCAGCGCUAUAUCCCACAUUUUGUAUGUUUGCACCAUUUGCUGUACUUACAUUUUAUUCGUUACAUGUAAAUAAUUUCAAGGCUGGUAUCAAUUAGUGAAAGUAAGGUUCUCUGCACGGGAAACAUAAUUUGUUCUCUGUAAAAAAAAAAGUUAAAGCAUGCCUAACAAGAACAAGGAUUGCUAUUUUGUGAUAAUAGCACUGCAAUCAACAGUCUGAAUCAAAUUACAUUUACUUAAUUAGGAAAUAGUAAGUUUUCUUUGUUAGAAGCACAUGCCACGUAUAAAUUGGUACCCAGCUUUCAUUCUCAUUGAUUAACUGAAGAGCAAGAUUUUAAUUAUCAAAGCAAUUCAGAGUGUGUUGCUCUCUUAAUCUUAAUUGACUCUUGACUGUCAGUGUGUGUAGGCCUUGGCUAUGCAUGGUUCGUUUAUCUUAAAAAAAAAAAUAUCUUGAGAGCAAUUUGAGUGCAAUCUGGACUGCUUUGUCUUGCAGUGUCCCCCUUUUUUGGUUCAUUUCAAUGAUGCUGGAAAACUUACAGUAAACCUAAAACAUCUUUUUAGGGAUCACGUUUUAUUAUUUUUUCUCCAAUCCUGUCACACAUAAAUUUGUGAUAGGCACUGCAAAGCAAAAUAUUGAACAACUCAGUUCCCCACCCAGUUCAAAAUUAAAUCAUGUCUUUUUGGAAAGGAGGAGUUUUGUAAGGACUUUUAUAACAUGAGGAUGGUUAGCUGUCUGGUAAUAGCUGCUGUUUAUUAAUUAUCUUUUUUUAUCCCCCUUGAAAACUUGUCAUGUGUUUCUGAACAUGUUUGAGGAUUUUUGUUUGUGAUUUAUAUCCGUAGAUAAUCUCUUUCACCUGUUUGGUGUUUUAACAAUAAGUAAUGAUAAACUUUCUGUAAAAGUUAUGAUCCUUGUUCAUGUUAGGACUCCCAUCUUUUUACAGUGUUUCAGAGCUCUCUUUGUGGUUUUCAGGAGGUAUAAUUUACAUGCCAAUAGCAUUUAACCGUUUAAAGACUGUGGAAUGUGGACUUUACAUUUUCUUGUGUUUAUCUGUCUUUUUAUUUUUUUGAAAUUCGUAUAGUUUUUGUCAGUUGGUGCUCAUUUUGUAAGGACCCAUGCCAAGUGUGCAGUAACAAGGGUAUUAAUUCAAAAGGACUGAUUUCCAUCCUAGGAAGUGAGCAUAAGAAAGUGGUGCAAAUGCUUUGUAACAAGAGCUGGCCCUGUCUUGGAUGUUAUUUCCUCUUUCUCUUAUGCAUACAUUUGGGUUUCUGGAAGAUUUGAUAGUCAAUAUAAUAUUAUGAGUUCUAGGCUGUGUUGAUCUACACUAGGGGUAUUCUAUUGUGAGAUUUUUGCUCUACCUUUUGCUACAGUUUUAUUUCAUUUUUUUAAUUAGAUGCGAGUAUUUACCAAUACUUUUCAGAAAGGCUUCACCUCCUUUCAUGCCAAAACCUAAUACUUAUCAGUGUGAUUUUCAGUCUAUAUGUUAAGAAAUUGAUGUUUUUGCUACAAAAAGAAAACCAAACAAAAUGGAACAAUUUGUUAUAGGUCAUGAUUUUAGUUAUAUCUGUGGCAGGAUAUUUUUCGUAAUAAAAAAAGAAGUGAAUAGAACAAAAAGCAAAUCUGUGUAGUAAUGCACUCAAUAGACUUAAGUGAACAAAUUAGAAAGGGUCUGCUGUUGUUGCAGGUGCUCUCUGUUGCCUUUCAUAUGAAAUGCCUUCUGGAAGGGCACUUGCCAACGUCAAGUCAGUUUUUGAUAUGCCAUAAAGAGUAAAUUGGCUCUUUAAUUGUAGGUUACUGAAUUAUCUCUCUAAUUUGCCCAUAUUGUGUAGAACUCUGGUCAUGAGUCUUAUACACUGAAACGAAAAGCGUGUAAGCUUUCUAUCCUGGUGAAUCAAAUUAGCAAAUAUUUAUUGGUUUUGAAGUCCACACAUUACUUUUUUCUGGAAGGGUAUAAAUUCAUGACUACAUUCCUUACGCUAUUGAUGUGGUUGUAAUAAUAAUACAAUCUAUCCUGAAUGAAAUGUACCAUCCAAAAUGUAAACUGCAUAGUGAAUCCUCCAUGCUACUUAACAAGUCAAUUCUUUAUGUGUAAGGAUGUCUCACAGAAAGAUUACACGCUUCUUUUUCAAGGUAUAAAAAAAUUUCACUGUGUAGUUUUUCUCAACACUGUGAAAGAUGGAACUCAUUGUAAUUUAGUUAUGGUCCAAAUGAUGAGAACUCCUUGCUCACUUGCACUAGUAACUUCCAUGGAUUAGCUGUUUAUGUCAUAUAGUAUUUAUUUGAAUGAGAAUUCCACUCAGUUUAGAAAGUGAUGGAAAUGUGAGGAUAUAAAAAGAUGGCCACGAUUGAUUAUCGUCCACUAAAAUGUGAUUUUAUUCUAUAGAUAAUAUCAGUUAUUAUUGAACUACCAUAAGUUACCAAGUAUCAAAAACAUUAAUAAUAAUGCCUUUAUGUUUCUUAUGUGUUGGAAUUAACGUUUUUUAAUGCAGAGGGAAAGUUGUUUUUUUAAUUUAGUGAAAGCUAUGUUGAUAUCCGUCCAGCUGGUCUAGAUUGUGAGGACUUUUUUUAACUGUACAAUUAAAAUGGUAUUAGGAUGACAAGUGUGACAGUGGGUAGGUCACCCUAAGGCUCACACUUUUAUAUUGUAAAAUAUAUUUAUUUUUAACGAAACUGGUAAAUGUUUAUUGAGAAGGGUAAAAUGUGUGUAAUAUACUUUGUACAUAUUGUCGAUACAUCUUUGAGAAGCGUAUAACUUUGUUAGUUUUGUAAUGUAUUAAGUAGGCUAUAAGGCAUCAUAAAAGGGAGAAAGGUGAAACAUUUAGUUAUUUUUAAAGCAAAGCAGGUGGAUUAUUUCUUCUUUUGCUAAUUUUACCUUUUCUAUUUAAAUAUUGCAAAUGAACAACUGAUUCAAGACAGCAUCCUGUUGACUUACUCGUGGCAGUGCAAUAAAUGUGAGCUUAUUAAUUUAGUCAGUAAAUCAACAUCUUGGACCGAUGUGAUUAACACACGUGUUACUUACUCACAUAUUGACUUCAAACACUUUUUAAGAUAACCAUCUUUUUUUAUUGACCCAGUUUCCUGCUUCAGUUUUGAGUUUUGUAUGUGCAAUAAGGUGUAGUGAAGUGCUUUUUUGUACUUGUGUGUGAUAAGAAGUUAAGGACAACUUGUGCCAAAUAUGCCAAAUUUGAUAGAAUAAAAAAACAAAACAUAUUGAACAGGGUCUUAAAAACAUUUUGUCACUUGUGUUGAGUCUCUUUUAUUUUUCAAUGUGAUGCCAAUGUGUUCAGUUUUUCUCUGUGCUGGCAGAACUUUUCUCCAUAUCGGAAUCUGAUCAGUUGCAAGUCAGGCAUAUAUUUGUUUGUAAGUUGUUAAGGAAUGGAACGUUGCUGUGUCAAAUUAUGUGUUAUCUUUAGAAGUAGACUACAGACAUUCCUGGGGACAGCGUAGGCUUGUCUCCUCUUUGACAUAUUUGUACAGUUUGUGGUACCUGGAUGUGGAAUACUAUCUAAGUCAGCUGUGGAACCAAACAAACUUUCACAUUGUUCACAUUGAUUAUGUAUUAUUUCUGAGCUUACUAAUAAAAUCUAUAAAAUCAA